Messenger RNA from Chironomus riparius, 2002 nucleotides. The record is from the annotation of a GenBank genome assembly. Lineage: Eukaryota; Metazoa; Arthropoda; Insecta; Diptera; Chironomidae.
CGUGUCGUAGUCAGUAAAUCCUCGAUUUUUACAAUAAAUGCUCUCGAAAAUUAAUUUUUUUAAUAUCCUAAUUUAAAUAAUGUGACAUUUAGAAAAUUUUAAUGCAUAUUUUAUCAAUCUUUUUCCAUCACUUCCAGAUUUUUGCAACGCUCACGGCCGUUGUACUCGCUCGACCAGAUGUCAGCCACUUGAAUGGCUAUAAGUAUAAUCAACCAGGUGGUGGAGCAUCAAAUGGAAUUGCAUCAGGCAACAGUUUUUCCAAUGCAGGAGCAGGCUUCAGUGGAGGAAAUAAUUAUCAAGGAGGUUAUACAGACUCAGCAUCAUUUGGAUCAAGCGCUUCAGGAGUAACAAGUGGAGCACCAUUAGAGGAAGUAUCUGUACAAGUAUCAUCAAGCGCAUCAGCUAAUGGAAUUUCUGGAAGUGGAUAUUCAUCACAAUCAACUGGAUUAGAUGCUGGAUAUCAAGCUGGAUCAAAUGGUGCAGCCUCUGGAUCAAAUGGUGUAGCAGCUGCAUCAAACGGUUUAUCAGGAGGAGCUAAUGGAUUCUCAGGAAGUGCCAAUGGAUUCUCAGGUAGUUCCAAUGGAUUCUCAGGAAGUUCAAAUGGAUUCUCAAAUGGAGCUAACGGUUUGUCAGGAGGAUCAAAUGGAUUUGUUGCUGGAUCUGAAAGUACUGGUGCUGGAUUCUCAAAUGGAGGACAAAAUGGUGGCAUCAAUUUGAUCCAAGGACAAUCUCAAUCAUUUGACUUAACAGGAGGAUCUAAUAGUGGACAACGUGUUGUUUACAAACCAGUCAUCAAGCAAGGCGAACCAAUCAUUACCAAAAACUUCUAUGUGCAUGCUGCACCAGAAGAAGACGAAAAUGUUCGUGUUGAAGAGAAGGUUCAUGUUGUGAGACCACAAAAGACAUACAAAAUUAUCUUCAUUAAGGCACCAUCAAUUGGCUCAUCACUCAGUGCUGCUAAUUAUCCAGUUUAUCCACAGAACGAAGAAAAGACUAUUGUCUAUGUCUUGUCCAAGAAGAAUGAUGAUGUCUCAGAUAUUGGCGAGAUUCCAACACCACCACCAUCAGUCACACACAAACCAGAAGUCUUCUUCAUCAAGUACAAGACGAAACAAGAAGCUGCUGAUGCCGUCGCCAACAUUCAAUCUCAACUUCAACAAGAAUCAGAAUCAGGAGCUACAGCAAAUGCUCAAAGUCUCAGCAUUGGAAGUACAGGAAGUGAAAAUGAUGGAGGUAACCUUAUCGUUACAAGCUCUGGAUCAGCAAAUGAAGCUGGACUUGAUCAAAGAAUCACACCUGAUGACAUCCGUGAUGAAUCUGGAGACAUUGAUGAAACAGCUUUUGGAGUUUCUGGUGCUGGUGAUUUUGGUGGAUCAGGAAUUCAAACUAUCACAACAUCAUCAGCCUCAAGUGAAACUCGUGUAGGACCAAGCGGUGGACAAUUUGCACUCCAAGCUAGCAACUUCGGGCCAACUGGAGGUCAAGUAAUAACACAAACUGCUCAACUCCCAGCUGGCGAUGCCCUCCCAGCCUUACAAACACAAUACACAGAAUAUAAUGGAGGACAAACAUACACACAACAAGAACAAGUUCCAGCAUUCUCACCAGACUCAAGUGGAAGCAGUGCUGAAUUUAUUCCACAACAAUUCAUCAAGAUUGAUCCAAAUCAGUCAGAAUUCAAUAACAGACAAGCCUAUUUACCGCCAAAUGCCAGACGAUUCAGAUUUUAAACUCAUCACAUCUAAAUUAUUUCAUCAUACUUUAAAUAAUUGUAAAAGGCACAACGACCACAAAUGACACACAUUUUCGAUGGUCGUGUGGUUCUCUCUCUCUCUCUCUAUCCUCACAUAUAGACAUCAUUUUUUUUAAAUAAGAAAUGUCCAAAAAAUGCAAAUUUUUUGCCAUAAAUUUCCUCAUUUGAUGCAACAACAACAACAAAUGAUAAUUUUAAGCUAAGUUUUGUGAAUCAAAUUUUGAUUAUUUUAUGUAAAUAAAGAUGCAA